AUGGCUAAAGGGACUAAGAAUAAUAGAAGAACCAAAGCUAAAUCAAAUAGAAGAGCUCAAAACGCUUUUGAAAUUGCUCAAAGAGAAGAACUUUCUAAAAAUGAUGAUUCAGAUAGUUCAGAUGAUGGUGCUAUAGUGGAUCCAAGAAAGAAAUUUAGAGACCAAGAAAAUGAUGGUUCAGAUGAAGAGUUUGAAGAUGAAGAAAUUGAUUCAGAUGAGGCCCUUGGUUCAGAUGAUGACUUUGAUGUUCUUAACUCAAAAUUUUCUCAAACUAUAAGAGAUAAACAAAAAAAAUUAAAGAAAGGUGAAGUAGACGAUGAUGAAGAGGAUGAUGAUGAAGAAGAUGGAUACCAUAGUGUCGAUGAAAGUGAAUUUUUACCAUUAUCAGCCGUCUGGGAUCUUGAUGAUAAAGACAUUGCGAAAAAUAAGAAUACAAAAGAUAUAGUGCUUGAUGAUCAAUGGGAAAGUGAAUCAGAAGAAGUCUCAGAUGACGAUGAAGAAUCCGAAUCAGAUGAUGAUGAUGAAGAUGAUGAAGAAUUUCCAUUCGAAGAUGUAAAUGACCAAGAAGAUGGAAGUGAUGUUGAAUUGACAAAUUUGAAAAAACAACUUACUAAAAAGGAAAAGAAAGAAAGAAAGCAUUAUCAAGAUUUUCAAAUUGAAGAAAAUGAAUUAGCUUUACCAGGAGGUGGUCAAGAAAUUUCUUUAGCAGAUAUGCUUUCAGUUGUGGAUCAAGAUUCAUCUAAAAAUGCAAUGCUUAUAGAUAAAGAUAAUGAAGAAAGUGCAAAAUCAUUAGCUAUUCCUUUACCUAAAAGAAUUCAAGAUAGACAUGAACGUAAGGCUGCUUAUGAAAUAUCUAAAGAUGAAGUUGAUAAAUGGAGAGAAACUGUUAAACAAAAUAGAGAAGCAGAAGUUUUAUCUUUCCCAAUGAAUAAACCAACUGAACAUAAUGCUGCAUCAACUUUCCAAGAAACUCCUGCACUAACAGAUUUGGAACAAAAAGUCAAUGGUGUUUUGAAUGCAUCUUCAUUAUUAGAUGAUAAAAAAGAAUCAACUUUCGAAGAAAUUGCUACUGCCAAAAUGUCUGUUGAAGAAAUGCGUAAAAGACAAAAUGAGUUAAGGAAAAUGAGAGAAUUGAUGUUUAGAAAUGAAAGAGAAGCUAAAAGAAUUAAAAAAAUUAAAUCUAAAUCAUAUCGUCGUAUAAAGAAGAAGGAAUUAUUGAAAAAUCAAGCUUUAGUCGAAGGUGAUGAAAGUGAUGAUGAAGAUCAUGAUUCUAAACGUGCACAAGAAAGAAUGUCAUUAAAACAUAAAAACAAUUCAAAUUGGUCAAAAUCCAUGAUCAAAUCAGGGUUAUCAAAAGAUAAAGAAGCAAGAGAUGAAAUGGAAGAUAUGUUGAGACGUGGUGAAGCUUUAAAAUCUAAAAUUUUAGAUCGUGAUGAAAGUGAUGAUGAAUUUGGUGAUAGUAACGAUUUAAAUCUUGAUAAAGAUGUUGAAUAUGAAUCUGAAAGUGAAACUAGAGAAAACUUGGGUAAAACUGGUGUUUUAAAUAUGGCUUUCAUGAAAAAUGCUGAAGCUCGUGAACGUACAAGAAAUGAAGAAACUAAAAGAAAUUUAAGAGCUUUAGAGGAAAAUGAAGAUAUAAAUGCAUUUAAUGAAGCUGAAUCUAAUAGUGGAGUUAAUAAACAUAUUAAUUCAGGUAGAAGAAUAUAUACACCAGGAGCAUCCAAAUCCAAUGCUGAUAUGAAGGAAGUAAAUGAAAAUGUAUUGGAAGAACAUGAAAUUGAUGAAUCAAAGAGUUUAACAAAUAAAUUAAAUAAAAAGGAACAACAAAGAGAAUCAUUAAUUGAAAAAAACAAGAAGAAAACUGAGGAUGAAGCCAAUAAAGAAGUUGAUGAAGAUGAAUCUAAUCCUUGGUUAACAAGCAAUGAUUCAAAUGUUCAAAAAUCAAGAAAAAUACGAGUUACUGAUAAAGAUAGUUCUAAAUUAGAAAAAAAUGCAUCUAAAUUAAAUAAACAAAGAAAGAGAAAAGCAAAUGAAAUUGAAGAACCUGAACAAAUAAUAGAUAUGAAUCAAACAUUAAAAGUUGUUGAUCCACAUGGUGAAGAUUCAGAUCAUUCAGAUAAUGAUGAUGAUUCAAAUAUUCAUAUGUUUAAACAACAAGAUUUAAUCAAACAAGCUUUUGCAGGUGAUGAUGUUGUUCAAGAAUUUGAAGCUGAAAAGAAACAAGUUAUGAAAGAUGAAGGUGAUCAAAUUGAAGAUUUAACAUUACCAGGUUGGGGUGAUUGGGCUGGUGGUAAAACUAAGAAUAAAAAACAAAAAAAGAAUAAAAUUGUUAAGAAAACUAAAGGUAUUGAUCUUGAUAAGAGAAAGGAUAAGAAUUUAAAAAAUGUUAUAAUUAAUGAAAAAGUGAAUAAAAAGAAUGCUAAAUAUCAAUCAUCAGCAGUUCCAUUCCCAUUUGAAAAUAGAGAACAAUAUGAAAGAAGUUUAAGAAUGCCAAUUGGUCAAGAAUGGACUUCAAGAGAGACUCAUCAAAGAUUAACAAUGCCAAAAGUUACAAUCAAAUCAGGUCAUGUUAUUGAUCCAUUAAAAGCACCAUUUAAAUAA
This is a messenger RNA of Hansenula ciferrii, 2601 nucleotides long. RefSeq names its product Utp14p (gene UTP14). The coding region runs from base 1 to 2601 and encodes 866 amino acids. NCBI's taxonomy places the organism in Eukaryota, Fungi, Ascomycota, Saccharomycetes, Phaffomycetales, Wickerhamomycetaceae. Gene Ontology annotation, cellular component: nucleolus; small-subunit processome. The transcript has a single exon. Gene Ontology annotation, biological process: rRNA processing. The record is from RefSeq and is a predicted model, not a curated record.